UUGGAAUUUGCUGUUGCCAUGGCAAUGGAAUAGAGCACGCUCUCUCGCUUCUUUCCUGUUCCCUCUUGCUUUAUAUAUCCCUCUGUCUCUCUCUAGGUGAAAUGUGGAAACGGAUCAGCUUCUUUCCCUUCGGGAGCAACGCUGAGACGCAUGCCAUGGCCACUUACUGAGAAGAGGGACGAAACCUCGAGUUGUGGAUCCACGUUCACAUAGAGACUGAGGUAAGUGAGAAGAAGAGGAACACAGGGAGCAGAGAGAGAGAGAGAGAGAGGGGAACGAGAAGAGAGGAAACGAGAGAGGAAACAAGAGAGGAAGAGCGGUCUAUGGAUGCGGCUUGGACAGAGGGGACUCUGAAUGCGCACUCUUCACUGACGAGGAACAGCAAGCUGCAGACAUGGAGGCAAAAGGCAGAGGCAUGCCCCAAGUCAUGGUGUGGUGGGAGAAGGGGAUCCAGGUUGUCCUCACCACUUUGGGGGCGUUUGCAGCCUUUUCCCUGAUGGCGGUGGCCAUUGGGACGGACUACUGGCUGUACGCACGGGCCUUCAUCUGCAACAGCACGGCCAACUCCUCCCAGGACGACCCCAACAACAAGGACAAGAAAGACCCUGGUGCCCUCACCCACUCUGGCCUCUGGAGGAUAUGCUGUCUGGAGGGGCUGAAGAGAGGAGUGUGUUCUCAGAUCAAUCAUUUCCCGGACGAUGCAGACUAUGAUCAGGAUGCAGCAGAGUAUCUCCUGCGUGUUGUCCGAGCCUCCAGUAUCUUCCCCAUCCUGAGUGCUAUACUGCUCCUGAUGGGAGCGAUAUGUGUUGCAUCCAGCAGCUUCUACAAGAGCAAGAGGAACAUCAUCCUAGGAGGAGGCAUCCUGUUUGUGGCUGCUGGCCUGAGUAACAUUAUCGGCGUGAUAGUGUACAUCUCUGCGGCGCUAAGCGACAUCUCGCCCAAGAAGGACGAGGACAAGAAGUGGCAUUACUCGUACGGCUGGUCCUUCUACUUCGGAGGCCUCUCAUUCAUCCUGGCUGAGAUGGUGGGCGUCCUGGCCGUCAACAUCUACAUCGAGAAGAACAAGGAGCUGCGCUGCCGCUCACGCACCGAACUCUUCAAGAGCACCACGCACGCCAUGCUCCGCCUGCCCAGCUACCGCUUCCGCCGGCGCUCCCGCUCCAGCUCGCACUCUACCGACCCGCCACGCUCCCCCCGUGACACCUCACCCACAGACGCCAAGAGUUUUGCAUUACCGCCGUCUGCCCCGCCUUUCUCUGUGGCCACCCUGCCCAACCCGCACCAUGCUGGUGGAGGAGUAGGGGGCGAUAUCUCCAUGUAUACCCUGACCCGGGACUCCAAGAUGGGGAGUCUUGGUGGUGGCGGGCCCCCCCUCUACGGCACGGUGGACCGGGCCUCCCUCUACCAGCUGCACAGCUACUUCCCCAAUGAGGAAGUGGGGGUGAUGAUGAGCGGUACACUGCCUUCUCUCUCCAAGUCCAACCUCUCUGCGGCGGGCCAGAAUUCCGCGGUCGGCGGCACUGCCAUUGCGCCCCUGAAUACCUUGUCAUCCUCCGGUCUUACCCCCCAGCAGCCACCUCUGUCCACUGGCACCAUGGAGAGAGAGAGGGGCAUGGGCACCCUGGACCGCCUCGGGGGCAAACGAAACAGGGACACUGACUCGGACACGCUGAACAGGAGAACCACGCCAGUGUGAGCCUUGGAGAUAGGAGCAAGAGCCAUGGAGGUGCAGGGCCAUCUCAGUUUGUUUUUGACUACUAUGAAUAUAUCUAUUCCACUGACGAGAAUAUCAAAUGUAUUAUUGACAACAGUAUUGAGUAUAUAUUCAUUUUGAAAUGCACAAUGUGUCUAUAGUUGUAAACUUUGGUUUGUCUCAUCAUUCCGAGUGCUUGAUUAUCAUAGCCAGGUUACAAGACUGUAAAGAUGGUAACUUCUUGAAUAUGAUCACAUUGCUGUUGUUUCUUGUAAUCGUAAAUGAAGGGUAAAUUUGUACAUUUUGAACUAUGAUUUUUGUAUUUUAAAGUUUUCAUUGAUUUCUAGCUCCAUCACAAUUCAAUCUGAGGGCGUCAUGCAGGAAGCAUGUGCGCAAAUUAUGAGUGUAAUAUUGUGUUUGUAUUUUAUUUUAAAUAUAUUUUAUUCAAAUAUUAUUAUUAAUAAUAAUUGUUACUAUUAUUAUUAUUAUUAUUGUUAUAAUUAUUGUUAUCAUCCCAUUUUUAAGGCUAUUGUUUUUGUUAUUACAGGUAUAACCAACAUAGCCUAAUCUGUGUUUUUUAUUCUUCAUGACAAGUGUAUUAGAUUAUAGGCUUUAUUUUAGUGAUGGUAUGUACUGUAUUCUUAUUGUUCUUCUUUAAAGCAGUGAUUCUCAACUCGUGGGUCGCGACCCAAAUUUGGGUCACGGGAGGUUUUGAAUGGGUAUACCCAUUGUAACUUCUUGAAUAUUAUCACAAUGCAAAUACUGGGUCACUACUAAAACAACCUGGUUUAUUUUGGGUUCCGAGGAAAAACCAGUUGAGAACCACUGCUUUAAAGAUCCUACCUUGGGGUUAGGGGUCUGAGAGCCUAUGAUCCUGUGAUCAUAAUAAAUUAUAUUUCUACUCGAAUACACAUUCAUCAAACUAAGGACAUUUGUGAUGGGUAAGCAAUACAACAUUCUGAGCCUCAAAAAUAAAUACAAAAUAAAACAAAUAUAUUCAAUAAAGUUAUAUA
Oncorhynchus mykiss (rainbow trout) is the source of this 2706-nucleotide messenger RNA. RefSeq names its product voltage-dependent calcium channel gamma-4 subunit-like. The record is from RefSeq and is a predicted model, not a curated record. Gene Ontology annotation, molecular function: voltage-gated calcium channel activity; channel regulator activity. NCBI's taxonomy places the organism in Eukaryota, Metazoa, Chordata, Actinopteri, Salmoniformes, Salmonidae. Gene Ontology annotation, biological process: regulation of AMPA receptor activity; neurotransmitter receptor transport, postsynaptic endosome to lysosome; postsynaptic neurotransmitter receptor diffusion trapping. Gene Ontology annotation, cellular component: AMPA glutamate receptor complex; postsynaptic density membrane.